ACCGAGGCCAUUGUGCGCUAAUUUGGUUGCUUUCGAGCACGAAGAGAGGAAAGAAGAAGAGCGGUCGCAGUGAGGACGAAGAGAUCGAGAUGAAGAUAUUCGUCAAGACCUUGAAGGGCUCGAACUUCGAGAUCGAUGUCAGCCCCGAUGACAAGGUAGCAGAUGUGAAAAAGAAUAUAGAGACCUCUCAAGGGCAAAAUGUUUACCCUUCUGAACAACAGAUGCUCAUACAUCAAGGAAAAGUUCUUAAAGAUGAUACUACAUUGCAAGAUAAUAAAGUUCAAGAAAACAGUUUUAUUGUUGUAAUGUUGAGUAAGCCUAAAGGUUCAUCAAGUGGAACUUCGAGCACCAACACCGUACCUAAAAGCCAGGUUCAAACCCCAGCCCCAGCCCCAGGCCCAGCCCCAACCCCAUCCCCAGCCCCAUCCCUUGCCCCUGCCUCUGCUCCAGUUUCAGCUCCUGUUCCAGCGCCAAGUGUAACUUUGGCCCGGGAGCCUGCAACAGUGCCACCUCCAACUGCUGCUGCUGCUGCUGGCCCUGCCCCAGCUGCUGUAGUUACUGCCCCUGCUGAAGGUGAUGUUUAUGGUCAGGCCGCAUCAAAUUUUGUGGCAGGUAGUAACUUGGAGGCAGCAAUUCAAGGCAUUCUUGACAUGGGUGGAGGCACUUGGGAUAGAGAUACUGUUAUUCGUGCUUUACGUGCAGCAUAUAACAACCCCGAGAGAGCUGUUGAUUAUUUAUGCUCUGGUAUUCCCCCUCAAGCAGAGGUGCCUCCUGUUGCUCCUGCACCAGCAAGCGGUCAAGAAGUGAAUCCAUCAGUUCAGGCUCCACAACCAGCACAACCAGCGGUUGCUCCAAGUGGGCCUAAUGCUAAUCCUUUAGAUCUCUUCCCUCAGGGACUUCCUAAUGCUGGCAUGAACACGGGUGUAGGGAGCCUGGAUUUCCUUCGCAACAUUCCACAGUUCCGAACUUUGCAGGCUAUGGUGCAGGCUAACCCCCAAAUCUUACAGCCAAUGCUACAAGAGCUGGGAAAACAAAAUCCUCAGAUCAUAAGGCAUAUUCAGGAACAUCAAGCUGAAUUUCUUCGAUUGAUCAAUGAACCUACUGAAGGAGCAGACAGCAAUUUACUGAGCCAGUUAGCAGCUGCAAUGCCACAAACAGUCACUGUUACCCCUGAGGAGCGUGAUGCCAUUGAGCGGCUUGUUGCCCUGGGUUUCGAACGGCCUCUUGUCCUAGAAGCCUAUUUUGCUUGCAACAAGAAUGAGGAACAAGCCGCAAACUAUCUUUUGGAUCGCAUGCAUGAGUUUGAUGACUGAGGAAAAUGAGCACGCAAUUUCCUGUUUGCAGACAUGUACAAUGGAUACUUAUGGAGAAUACAGCAGUUUGCCAUGUGUGCUAUGUCAAUAGUUUUUCUUUUCUAAAGUUCCAGUCUGUUUCGGGUUGUUGGUAGUAGUAUAUAGAUUUACUUGCAUGGGUGUAAGGUGAAAUCAAAAUAAAUAACUUCUGUUUUCGUUAUAACUUAUUCAUCAACUGUUAUUUCUGAUAUUUAUCUUAUCUGGUAGUGGCGAUAUGUUCUUUCU
Messenger RNA from Dioscorea cayenensis subsp. rotundata (Guinea yam), 1577 nucleotides. RefSeq names its product ubiquitin receptor RAD23d. Gene Ontology annotation, molecular function: proteasome binding; ubiquitin binding; damaged DNA binding. Bases 90 to 1313 code for a protein of 407 amino acids. Gene Ontology annotation, biological process: nucleotide-excision repair; proteasome-mediated ubiquitin-dependent protein catabolic process. Gene Ontology annotation, cellular component: cytosol; nucleoplasm. The transcript is spliced from 12 exons. NCBI's taxonomy places the organism in Eukaryota, Viridiplantae, Streptophyta, Magnoliopsida, Dioscoreales, Dioscoreaceae. The record is from RefSeq and is a predicted model, not a curated record.